Messenger RNA from Schistocerca americana (American grasshopper), 459 nucleotides. Its product is annotated as ankyrin repeat domain-containing protein 65-like. Lineage: Eukaryota; Metazoa; Arthropoda; Insecta; Orthoptera; Acrididae. Gene Ontology annotation, molecular function: protein binding. Gene Ontology annotation, cellular component: cytoplasm; nucleus. The transcript has 2 exons. The coding region runs from base 1 to 459 and encodes 152 amino acids. The record is from RefSeq and is a predicted model, not a curated record.
AUGCCUUCACAAGGCGUGUUGUCUUUGAAAGGCGUCCUGCCUUCGCAAGGUGUGCUGCCUUUGCAAGGUGUGCUGCCUUCACAUGGCGUGCUGCCUUUGCGAGACGUGCUGCCUUCGCAAGGUGUGCUGCAUGCUGCGUUCGCAAGGAUCCUGACUGAGGAGCAGAAACAGACGCUGGCUGGGAAGCUGAUCAUUGCUGCAUCACAGGGUCAGACCGGCCAAGUGCGGGCACUCCUGGAUGCGGGGUCGCCAGUCAACGCGACACACGCCAGUGGCGACACUGCCCUGCAUGAAGCAGUGGUGAAUGGCCACGAAGAAACUGUCAAGUGCCUGAUUGAUGCCGGGGCAGAUGUUAACGUCAGGGACUCGGAUGGGAUGACGCCUCUGCACUGGGCUGCAUGUAGAGGUGGCGAGCAGCACAUUCUAUGGAUGCUACUGGCGGCAUCAGUGUGUGUGUAG